Molecule: messenger RNA, 3271 nt
Organism: Hemiscyllium ocellatum (epaulette shark)
Lineage: Eukaryota; Metazoa; Chordata; Chondrichthyes; Orectolobiformes; Hemiscylliidae
Gene: enpep
Product: glutamyl aminopeptidase
Exons: 20
Coding region: 101-2950 (949 amino acids)
Biological process (GO): peptide catabolic process; proteolysis
Cellular component (GO): cytoplasm
Molecular function (GO): peptide binding; metalloaminopeptidase activity; zinc ion binding
Source: RefSeq, a predicted model, not a curated record
GUCGGAGGGGGGGAAAUCUACAGUUUUCUCCUCACACCGUAGUAUUUAGUGUGUGUUUUUUUUUCUGGAGAGGGGUGAGCUCAGUGAAGAGGAGGACCAAAUGCAAACUAUGGAUUGCGACGAGGCACCGAGGAAGAGGAGAAGCACGAGUUGCAAAUGGGUGGCGGUGGUCGUGGCUGGGGUGCUAGUUGCCGUGGGGCUGGCCGUGGGGCUGGGAGUGGGUCUCAGCAACCGGACUGACGGCUGUGAGGUGGACGAUGGGGAUGAGGACAGCUUGAGCACCGUCAGCACGGGGUCCUCAACGCCCGCCACACCGCCGCUCGGGCUGUGCCCGCCCAGCUCGGAGUCGGGGGCCCCGUGGGAUAACUUUCGCCUGCCCGACUACAUCGAGCCGACCCACUACGAGCUGGAGUUGAAGCCGGACCUGGAGGCGGGCUCCUACACGGGCACCAAUGUCAUCCACAUCCGCACGAGUCGAGCCACUCGCUACCUGUGGCUGCACAUCAAGGCGUCCCGAGUGACCGAGGCGCCCAGCCUUCACCGGGCGGACAGCGAGCUGCCGCUACUCCGCUGCUUCCAGUACAAGCCUCACGAAUACCUGGUGCUCGAAGCCGAGCAGGAGCUGAGCGCAACCGACUCCGGCCAACCCUACCUCCUCACCCUCAAGUUCGAGGGCAGCCUGCUCGACUCGCUGGUCGGCUUUUACAAGACCACGUACCUGGAAGGUGGAGUCACCAAGAGCAUUGCAGCUACAGACCAUGAACCAACAGAUGCACGGAAAUCUUUCCCAUGUUUUGACGAACCGAACAAGAAAGCGACAUACAAAAUCUCUAUAAUACAUAACAAUGCAUAUCAAGCACUUUCAAACAUGCCAGUUGAGAGAAUCGACCACCUGGGUGAUGGCCUGGUUAAAACCAUAUUUGCAAAAUCUGUUCCAAUGAGUACCUAUUUGGUCUGUUUCGCAGUUCAUCAGUUUGUGCCUGAAGAAAGGAUGUCAUCAAGAGGAGUCCCUCUGAGAAUUUAUGUUCAGCCUGAACAGAACAAAACAGCAGUUUACGCAGCAGAUACAAUGAAAGAUAUAUUUGACUACUUUGAGCAAUAUUUUAACAUGAAUUACUCACUUCCUAAAUUAGAUAUGAUUGCCAUCCCAGACUUUGGUACCGGUGCAAUGGAAAACUGGGGACUGAUCACCUACAGAGAGACUAAUUUGCUGUUUGAUAAAAACGAAUCUUCCUCCUCCAAUAAGCAACGUGUGGCUUCAGUUAUUGCACAUGAACUUGUUCACCAGUGGUUUGGAAAUAUUGUGACUAUGGAUUGGUGGGAUGACUUAUGGCUGAAUGAAGGAUUUGCUAGUUUCUUUGAGAACAUUGGAGUAAAUGCUACUGAACCUGAUUGGUUAAUGAUGGAUCAGAUCCUUAUAAAUGAUGUUUUGAGUGUAAUGGCUGAUGAUGCUUUGUUAUCAUCUCAUCCCAUUAUUGUUAAUGUAUCAACGCCAGCAGAAAUUACUUCUGUGUUUGAUGGCAUAUCAUAUAGUAAGGGUGCAUCAAUUCUCCGUAUGUUACGUGAUUGGAUUACUCCAGAAAAAUUUCAGGAGGGUUGCCAGAAAUACCUCCAGGAUCACCACUUUAAAAAUGCCAAGACUGAUGACUUCUGGCAAGCUCUGUCAAAGGUCAGUGGUCAUCCUGUGAAGGAAGUGAUGGAUACAUGGACUCGACAAAUGGGUUUUCCUGUUCUAAAUGUUGAUUCAAUCUCUGAACUCGCACAGAAACGCUUCCUGUUAGACCCUGGAGCAAAUGCAACUCAGCCUCCUUCACCUUUCAAUUAUCGAUGGAAUAUCCCGAUAAAGUGGCACACAAAGAAUGAAACAAAUGAAACUUUUUUCAACUCCACUUCAAACAGUAUUAAUUUGACGCAAGAAUCAGUUGAUGGAUUACUGAAAAUAAACACAGACCAUGUUGGAUUCUACCGUGUGCAGUAUGAAGCAGCAACCUGGAAUAAAAUCAUCAAUCAACUGUUAAAUGACCAUAAUUUCUUUUCAACUGCUGAUCGUACAGGAUUAAUUGAUGACACGUUUUCACUUGGAAGAGCGACUCUACUAAGCUAUUCUGUAGCCUUAAACAUGACAAAAUAUCUGAAGAAUGAAUUGGAAUAUUUGCCUUGGUCAAAAGCGAUUUCAUCCAGUGCCUAUAUUCGGGACAUGCUGCAAGAUGAUGAGAUUCUUUACUCAAAAUUUCAGGCCUAUUGGAGGAAGCAAGUUAAAUCCAUUACAGACAAACUUGGAUGGGAAGAUGAUGGUUCCCAUUUAAAUAGGUUAUUGAGGGAAGAUGUUUUGGCACUUGCAUGUCGGAUGGAAGAUGAAGAAGCACUAGCAAAUGCAUCUAAAUUAUUUGACACAUGGUUGACGGGAGGACAUAUACCUCCAAAUUUGCGUCUGAUUGUAUACCGUUAUGGGAUGCAGAAGUCAGGGAAUGCAAAUUCAUGGGAAAUUAUGUUUAAGAGGUAUCAGGAAACUCCCCUCGCUCAAGAAAAGGACAAGCUUCUGUAUGGAUUGGCUUCAGUGGAAGAUGUUUGGCUUCUGGACAGAUUCUUAAAAUAUAUUAAAAAUGAAAGUCUCAUUAAGAGUCAAGACGUGUUCACUAUUCUCCAGUACAUUUCAUACAACAAGUAUGGGAAAACUAUGGCCUGGGAUUGGACACGACUCAACUGGGAAUAUUUAGUAGAAAGAUACACAAUUACCGAUAGAAAUCUUGGACGCCUAGUUUCGAGAAUAACUAGCUCAUUUAACACCGAGCUCAGGUUGUGGCAGAUGAAAUACUUCUUUGAAAAAUAUCCAAACGCUGGAGCAGGAGAGACGCCUCGUAAACAAGCUCUUGAAACGGUCCAGACAAAUAUAGACUGGCUAAAAAACAACAAGGAUGAAAUAAAAGAAUGGUUGCAGAGCAAUGCGUGAUAUUGGGAGCACAGUGCCCUUCAUACAAACACUAUAUAUUCUUAACAAUAGCUUUCGUGUUGGCUUUGAGGACCAUUGUAUUUGUAGUAUUGUGCUUGAAAAUUUAAUAUAUGGAAAAGAAUGAUAUUUCUUCUCUUUUCCAAAAGUGUGCUUUUUUUAAUGAUUUAUUUGUGGCCUGUGUUGCCCAUACAGUUUGUGAAAGAAUUCAGGUGCCAUCUUUUGUUUUCCUGUGACGCCUUAUAAUGACAGUUUUACAGUUCAUGCAACUUAACUGGAAUAAGCUAUACAUUGUCAUCUUUGUAGCAUGUUCAACAACAAACA